GACCAGAAGCCCUUUUCCUGACAGACCAAAGACUGACCACUGACAGGCAUACUGUAGCUGCAGCGUAACUAUGGUGUAAAGCUACUUUAAUGAGAUAACAUUACACAGUAACUACUGUCAGUCAUGAGCUCAAGCACCCUUUCUGCUGUGAUAGAGAAGCUGAUUUGCCGCCUGUGUCUGAAUGACUUUCCCUGUGGAAAUGGUACAUGGAGAAACACCAAAGAUGGUGAGGAGCGCGCAGAGACAGAGUCCACGGAUGCUCUCCUGGAUCUGCUGAGCUGCCCUCAUUCUCCAUGGCAGCAUGAUGUAUCAUGGAGCCCUCAGGCUUUGCCUCUGAGACGACUGGCUGUGCUCGCACCUGAACGCCUGCACACCCACUUCAUUUACAACUACUUCACUGCACUUCAUAUUGUUGACAGAGGUGUAACAGACAUUGAUGAUGGCCUGUUAAAGUUCUCAAAGCUGGAGGAACUGGUGCUGAGUGCCAACAAAAUCUCAGAAAUCCCCACAGCAAACCUUCCUAGCACUUUAAAGAUUUUGGAGCUACGUGCAAACCAGUUGUCGUCUUUAAACACCCUCACCAGCUGUCCUCCUCCUCCUCCUCACCUGCAGUACCUCAGCCUCAGCUCAAACACUCUGGGUUCCCAUGAUGUCAUCUCUCAUCUUACUGGAAGACACUGGCCACAGCUGGUGUGUCUGGACCUCAGUGAUUGUGAGUUUCAGGACCAGCCGGCUCUGCUGAAUGCCUUGAGCACCCUGCCUUGCCUCAAGACCCUGGUACUAGAGGGAAAUCCUUUCACGCUUGCGCCCUCAUAUCCGGGACUGACUGUGGACAGUCUCCCACAGCUUUCCUAUCUGGACGCCUCAUGGAUCUCCCCUGAUGAGAGACGUCAUUUUAGGGGCUUGGCCCAGAUGAGUGAUCUGGUAGUAGGCAUGGCAUCAGCCACGGUGAGUGUGGGAAGGUUGAUGGGAAUCCCAGACCCUCUGAUGACCGUGGAUGACACAGCUCCUGAUUUCCCUGUUGUCAGCUACUGCUAUUUUAUCACCUACGAGUUCCUUAGUCAUCAGACGCUUGCUCACUUGAAACUUGACACUGAGGCAAAAUCCGACACGGCAUCGACAGCACGUGUGACAGACGACCAACAAUCGAACAAGAACUGUGAAAAACAGACGUCCAAACCGGAUGCUGGCGUUUUAGUGUUAAAUUAUGAGGAAUCCUGCUGUGACACUGCAUACGUGUUAAGGCACAGCACAUCCAAACUGUCGUGGUCAGAGAGCAUGGACUUCAGUGACACACAAACCCACACUGUGAGCGCUCUGGCAGAUUUAAAGAAAUUCCUCAAUCGGGGACUACAUCUUAGGUUAGAGGAAGAAAAGGUCCUGUCGUGGCCUGUAACUUCUGAAGAAGUCUUGGUGACCAAACCUAGCCAAACUGUAAAAGAGAAGAAAGGAAGGAAGGAGAAAGAAUCUCCAGUUAAAUCUGAAUCCAAGUAUAAAGACAAAAAGAAAAAAUCUGCACCUGAGCUGCUCCAAGAUGCCCCCAUCAGACGAAUCCUUGGUUCUGUACACAUCCCCCUGCAAAGCCUGGUCAGAGGAGGCCAACAGGUCAAAGUCCUCUGUGACUUUGGCACUUUGCACACAGACUCUGAGCUGGAAGCUACACAAACACAUCAAAAGGCUUUGGGAAAGAAAAAUAAAGAGAGCAAGAAGAAGGAGGACAAGGAAAAAAAAGGGAGGGGAGGCAGCGGUGCAGGACAGCAGAAUACAGCGCUGUCAAAAGCAGAUAAAGGAAAAGGAAAUAAAGAGCUUGACUCUGUCACUGGCCAACUGGAACCAGUGACUGUGGAGCUGAGUGUGGAGUUGGAGAAAUGGCAGUCUGCGUCGGAAGCUCACCACUUUCUCCUACCGCACCAAACCCCCCGAAGCAGAAAGCUGGGUUUAUGUUGUAAAUCUGGCUUUUUUUAACCUGGUGUGGGUCAAUGCAGCUUUAUCCCUCCAAACCAGUCCUGACCAUGUUAGAUUCAACAGGCUAAACCAGUGUUAGAGUUCACCCAAAAAUCCCUCUCCUCUGGGUCCUUCCUUCCUGGUUUUUCUCUGUUGACUGUGAACACACCAUUGAGAUAACUGCAUAAUAAAUCUAUUA
Messenger RNA from Archocentrus centrarchus (flier cichlid), 2143 nucleotides. RefSeq names its product leucine-rich repeat-containing protein 43. The record is from RefSeq and is a predicted model, not a curated record. Lineage: Eukaryota; Metazoa; Chordata; Actinopteri; Cichliformes; Cichlidae. The transcript has 12 exons. The coding region runs from base 124 to 1965 and encodes 613 amino acids. Gene Ontology annotation, molecular function: protein binding. Gene Ontology annotation, cellular component: cytoplasm.